AUGCGUCAAGAGAACCGCCCAGAGUUCAAGAAACUUGGCAUGAUUGGAGUGGGGAGUAUGGGUGGGAUGAUGUCUCUGUUAUAUGCUGAACAUGGAGUUGAGGUUCACUACUACGACCCGAGUGAGGAAAACGUCAAGCAACUCCAAGACCACGCUGAAUCCAUCCAUGCUGGCAAUCGUAUUGUGCACCAGAAAGACUACAGGGAGCUCUGCGAAAGCAUUUCGUCACCAGACUCACCCAAGCUCUUCGUCUUCAGUAUACCCCACGGUCCCGUCGGGGACAAGACUGUUGAAAGUCUACGUCCGUAUCUAAAGACCGGUGACAUUAUACUCGACUGUUCAAACGAAGACUGGCGGAACACAGAGCGCCGACAGAAGGCCCUCGACCCCGAUGGUAUCCACUAUAUUGGCUGCGGCGUAAGCGGCGGGUAUCAAAGUGCCAGACACGGCCCCUCUAUGUCCCCCGGAGGUGAUGCCGAGAUCCUGAAGAAGGUCAUCCCAUUCCUUGAGCGAGUAGCCGCGAAAGACAAGGAAGGACGCCCGUGUACAACGUGCAUUGGACCAGGAGGUAGUGGGCACUACGUGAAGAUGGUUCACAACGGCAUUGAACAAGGCAUGAUGUCUGCCAUUGCCGAAGUCUGGUUUAUAAUGAACAGAUGCUUGAAGAUGACAUAUGAAGCAAUCGCUGACACAUUCCAGUCGUGGAAUGAAAGUGACCCGCUCAGAGAUAACUUUCUGGUGACAAUUGGCGCAGACAUCAAUCGCACCAAAGACCAGGAAGGACACUUCGUGCUAGCCAACGUCCUCGACAAAGUCGUCCAAGACGUUGAUAACUCUGAAGGCACAGGCGUCUGGACCUGCGAUGAGACGAUUCGUCUACACGUGCCCUCACCCACCAUUGUCACUGCACACUUGUUCCGCCUUGCUUCAGCAGAUGCUGCUAAGCGGGAGAGAGUUAACAGGGCUUUCAAAGGCGGCGCAGCACAACCGACAACCAUCAAGUUAGAAGUGCCACAUGAGAAAGCCCUACCAUCGUUCAUCAAGGACUUGAAGCUCGCCCUGUACGCAGCAUUUCUCUGUGCAUUCACCCAGGGGCUCAGCAUCAUCAAAGCCAUGGAUCGCGAGCAAGGCUGGAACCUCGAUUACCGGGCCAUCCUGCAGAUCUGGCGAGGCGGCUGCAUCAUCCAGAGUGACUACAUCUCGGACCUACUCGACCGGGUCCUGUCAUCACGAUCUGACACUCAGUCUCCCAACGAGAUGGCCGUGGACGACCUCCUCUCGCAAGACGACGUCGCCGCAGAGUUGGGAACUUGUUUCUCGUCGCUGAAGAACGUGGUCCUCAAAUCCCUCGCGGUCGACGCCUACAUUCCGUCUCUCUCUGCCACGCUCGAGUACAUCAAAUACUCGGGCUCGACGGAGCUGCCCACGCAGUUUAUGGAGGCCGAGCUGGAUUACUUCGGUGCACACAGCUUCGAUCUGAAGUCCGAGGGGCCCGGAAAGUCGCUCAAGGGAUCCCAUCACUACGAGUGGAAGCCGCCCAGAGGCAUCUUUGGCGAGAAGUUGGACGGGACGAAAUAA
Messenger RNA from Cladophialophora psammophila CBS 110553, 1578 nucleotides. RefSeq lists its product as uncharacterized. The transcript is spliced from 3 exons. Gene Ontology annotation, molecular function: phosphogluconate dehydrogenase (decarboxylating) activity; NADP binding. Lineage: Eukaryota; Fungi; Ascomycota; Eurotiomycetes; Chaetothyriales; Herpotrichiellaceae. The coding region runs from base 1 to 1578 and encodes 525 amino acids. The record is from RefSeq and is a predicted model, not a curated record. Gene Ontology annotation, cellular component: cytosol. Gene Ontology annotation, biological process: pentose-phosphate shunt, oxidative branch; pentose-phosphate shunt.